This is a messenger RNA of Emys orbicularis (European pond turtle), 1271 nucleotides long. It is a transcript of the gene PELI1, whose product is annotated as pellino E3 ubiquitin protein ligase 1. The coding region runs from base 1 to 1257 and encodes 418 amino acids. The transcript is spliced from 6 exons. NCBI's taxonomy places the organism in Eukaryota, Metazoa, Chordata, Testudines, Emydidae. Gene Ontology annotation, molecular function: protein binding; ubiquitin protein ligase activity. Gene Ontology annotation, biological process: regulation of Toll signaling pathway; protein K48-linked ubiquitination. The record is from RefSeq and is a predicted model, not a curated record.
AUGUUUUCUCCUGAUCAAGAAAAUCAUCCAUCUAAAACACCAGUAAAAUAUGGUGAACUGAUUGUAUUAGGGUAUAAUGGCUCUCUGCCAAAUGGAGAUCGAGGAAGAAGGAAAAGUAGGUUUGCUUUAUUUAAAAGACCCAAGGCAAAUGGGGUGAAACCCAGCACUGUGCAUAUUGCCUGCACUCCUCAAGCAGCAAAGGCAAUAAGCAACAAGGACCAACAUAGCAUAUCGUAUACCUUGUCUCGGGCCCAGACGGUGGUGGUUGAAUAUACACAUGACAGCAACACUGAUAUGUUUCAGAUUGGCCGGUCAACAGAAAGCCCUAUCGACUUCGUAGUGACAGAUACGGUUCCUGGAAGUCAGAGUAACUCAGAUACACAGUCGGUACAGAGCACUAUAUCAAGGUUUGCUUGCAGAAUCAUCUGUGAACGGAACCCUCCUUUUACAGCAAGAAUAUACGCUGCGGGAUUUGACUCGUCAAAAAACAUCUUUCUUGGGGAAAAAGCUGCCAAGUGGAAGACAUCCGAUGGACAGAUGGAUGGGUUAACCACAAAUGGAGUUCUUGUUAUGCAUCCGCGCAAUGGAUUUACUGAAGACUCCAAACCAGGGGUGUGGAGGGAGAUAUCUGUGUGUGGGAAUGUGUUCAGCCUCCGUGAAACCAGAUCAGCUCAGCAGAGGGGAAAAAUGGUUGAGAAUGAAACCAACCAACUCCAAGAUGGCUCAUUAAUCGAUUUGUGUGGAGCAACGAUGCUGUGGCGUACUGCCGAAGGCCUUUCACGCACUCCUACGGUGAAGCACUUGGAAGCUCUAAGACAGGAGAUAAAUGCCGCCAGGCCUCAGUGCCCUGUAGGGUUUAACACAUUAGCAUUUCCUAGUAUGAAGAGGAAAGAUGUUGUCGAUGAAAAGCAACCAUGGGUGUAUCUGAACUGUGGCCACGUACAUGGCUAUCACAACUGGGGAAACAAAGAGGAAAGAGACGGGAAGGAUCGAGAAUGUCCCAUGUGCCGCUCUGUUGGCCCCUAUGUGCCUCUGUGGCUUGGAUGUGAAGCUGGAUUUUAUGUAGAUGCAGGACCUCCAACUCAUGCAUUCAGCCCAUGUGGACACGUGUGCUCAGAAAAAACAACUGCAUAUUGGUCCCAAAUUCCUCUUCCUCAUGGUACUCACACUUUUCAUGCAGCCUGUCCGUUCUGUGCACAUCAGCUGGCUGGCGAACAGGGUUACAUCAGACUUAUUUUCCAAGGACCUCUUGACUAAUACACGUGUCACUA